Chinchilla lanigera (long-tailed chinchilla) is the source of this 1387-nucleotide messenger RNA. RefSeq names its product cysteine-rich with EGF-like domains 2 (gene Creld2). The coding region runs from base 94 to 1155 and encodes 353 amino acids. The transcript is spliced from 10 exons. The record is from RefSeq and is a predicted model, not a curated record. Gene Ontology annotation, molecular function: calcium ion binding. Lineage: Eukaryota; Metazoa; Chordata; Mammalia; Rodentia; Chinchillidae.
GCACCGGCAAGUAGCCCCGGGAACGGCCGGCGCGGGCCGGGUGGGCGGAGGCGGAGCGGUCCGUCGCACUACGCCGCCGGUCGCCCGCCCGCCAUGCGCCCGCAGCCCCGCGUCGCGCUCGGUCUAUUGCUGCCGCUGCUGCUUGUGCUGCCGCCCGCGCUGGGAACUGCCCGGAAGACGGCACCCUGCCGGCAGUGCCGAACGCUGGUGGACAAGUUCAACCAGGGCAUGGCCAACACGGCCAAGAAGAACUUCGGUGGCGGCAACACAGCCUGGGAGGAGAAGACGCUGUCCAAGUACGAGUUCAGCGAGAUCCGGCUCCUGGAGAUCAUGGAGGGUUUGUGCCAGAGCAGCGACUUCGAGUGUAACCAGCUGCUGGAACAGCAGGAGGAGCACCUGGAGGCCUGGUGGCAUCGGCUGAAGAAGGAGCACCCUGACCUGUUUGAGUGGUUCUGUGUGCAGACUCUGGAAGUGUGCUGUUCUCCGGGGACCUAUGGGCCAGACUGUCGUGCGUGCCAGGGUGGAUCCGAGAGGCCUUGCAGUGGGAACGGCCGGUGCAGCGGAGAUGGCAGCAGAGAGGGGGAUGGCUCCUGCCAGUGUCACCCAGGCUACAAGGGGCCAGUGUGUGCUGACUGCGUGGACGGCUACUUCCAGUCACUGAAGACCGAGACCCACAGCACCUGCACAGCCUGUGACGAGUCCUGCAGGACAUGCUUGGGGCCGACCAACAGGGACUGCGGCGAGUGCGAAGUCGGCUGGGCGCAGGUGGAGGACGCCUGUGUGGAUGUGGACGAGUGUGCGGCGGACACCCCUCCCUGCAACGACACCCACUACUGUGAGAACGUUGCCGGCUCCUAUGCCUGCGAAGAAUGCGACUCCACCUGCGUGGGGUGCACAGGGAAAGGCCCAGAGAAGUGCAAGGAGUGUGUCCUCGGCUACACGAAGGAGAGCGGGCAGUGUGCAGACAUAGACGAGUGCUCACUAGCAGAAAAGGUGUGUAUGAGGAAGAAUGAAAACUGCUACAAUACCCCAGGGAGCUUCGUCUGCGUGUGUCCCGACGGCUCCGAAGAGACGGAGGACGCGUGCGUGCUGCCAGCUGAGGGCGAAGCCACAGGAGAAACCCCGACACUGCCGCCCCCCCGUGAGGACUUGUGACCUUACCCAGACUCUCCCUUUAAGUUAUUCAGAGAGGUGUCCUGCGGGAACCCUGGCUCUGUGGACAUUGCCCCACUCCUCCAGGUGGACGGCUAGAGAGAGCCGCUGCUGCCUUGAAACAGUUGAUACUCUUGGCCUUUAAACAGCUGCAUUUCUUGAUUGUUGUUAAACAGAUUCGUAUAUUUUGAUACCAUUCUUUAUAAUAAAAUUGACCAUUGAAGGAAGUCAGUAA